UCGGUCUGCAAUUUCUUAAUUGGUUACAUAUUAAUCAGAGAGAGAGAGGAGGGAGGAAAUAGGAGAAAGGAACUGGUUUGAAAAGACUAAAUUGACCUUCUUCGUUUGAGAGAGGGCUUCUUCCCCAUCGAGUUCCCCUCUCUCUCUCCCCUAAUCUUACUGGUUCGGUCACCAUGAACGAGAAGGCCAACGUCACCAAGGAGCUUAACGCCAGGCACAGAAAGAUCACUUCCACGACUGGGUGAAUUGGAAGAAGCAGUGGCUUCACGUGCUAAAUGGAGCAAUACAUGUUUACGUAUUGGAAGGGCUGCUUAAAUUGCCAGAGAAUAGGGAAUGUGCCGACUGCAAAGCUAAGGGUCCAAGAUGGGCUAGUGUGAAUUUGGGCAUCUUUAUAUGUAUGCAGUGUUCUGGGAUCCACAGGAGCCUUGGGGUACACAUAUCGAAGGUGCGGUCUGCAACACUGGACACAUGGCUUCCAGAACAGGUUGCAUUUAUCCAAUCAAUGGGGAAUGAGAAGGCAAAUUCUUUCUGGGAAGCAGAGCUACCUCCAAAUUAUGAUAGAGUGGGGAUUGAGAACUUUAUACGUGCAAAGUAUGAAGAAAAAAGAUGGGUUGCCAGAGAUGGAAAGCCAAAAUCACCUUCUAGAGAACAAGAAGAAAAGGCUACAAUGCAUUGGCCAAAACCUUCGGAGAGAGUUGGUCAUCGAUAUACAAGCAGUUCUGAAAGAUUAUCUGACGAGAGGAAGAACAUUCAACCGCCCACUAGAAAAGAAAAUGCUCCAGGGACAAGAGUGAGCGUUCCUGUUCCUCCUAGAGGACCUGAACAAGUCACUCCCGUCCCAAAAGCACAAGAUGUUCAAAAAGUAGAACCAGCUGUACGACAGCCUGAACCAACAAAGCAGGCUCCUAAUAGUACUCCCGCCGCCACCCCUCUUCCUAUUGUCACUCCAAAAGUUGAUUAUGCUACUGACCUUUUCAACAUGCUAUCUAUGGAUGGUCCAAACGAAAAUGGCCCAGAAACAGCAUCAACUGAUGAUAAUGCUUGGGCAGGUUUCCAAUCUGCUGCUCAAGAACCAUCAACAGCAGAGAAAAUUGCACAACAAAAACCAGUUGAGAGCAAUAACAAGGCCAACUCAGGAUUUGAGGAUCUAUUUAAAGAUACACCUGUAUUAACACCUGUUUCUGAGAAACCCAAAGACGUGAAAAAUGACAUCAUGAGUCUUUUCGAGAAGUCAAAUAUGGUCUCGCCAUUUGCUAUGCAUCAACAGCAACUUGCAAUGCUGGCUCAGCAGCAGUCACUUCUAAUGGCUGCUGCUAAAGGUGACCCCAAAUUUCCUGCCAACACACAACCAUUGCCAAAUGGUACCAAUGUACCCAUUCAAAGUUGGCCCAAUAUGGGCUACCAAAUUCCUGGAAUGAUGCUUCCAAUGCCUGGGCUAGGUGAACAGAAAGUUACACAGGCAGUGAACUUGGGACAGUCACAUUUAGUUGGGAGCUCUGUUCCAUAUGCAACGUCCAGUUUUUAUGCUAUGGGACAAGCUACCCCAGUUAAUGGUGCAGCAAGUGCUGGAGCUAGCAAAACUCAAUCACCAUCACCAAUAUCAUCUGCAUCUUCAACACAAACCGGGAAAGAUUAUGAUUUUUCGUCAUUAACACAAGGUUUCUUCUCUAAACAAUGAUUAGGCUUUUGGGAGGCGAAAAUGCAGGGAUUGGCUUACCUAUACAGAAAUAGUCGAGUUACAGAAAGAUAGCAUUUAUUUUCUUUCUCUUUGGUUGUUACUGUCUUUUUCUUCACAUUUUUACUGUCACUGGUAUUGUAAACUAUUUGUAGAGGCAGUGCCAGUUUUUGGCAUUUUCAUAUUUGGUUGAUUUCAUCAUUUGUACGAGUAGGUUUUUCUGAAUUAAUAAGACCAAUUACUAUUUGUUUUGAA
Messenger RNA from Cannabis sativa, 1930 nucleotides. RefSeq names its product ADP-ribosylation factor GTPase-activating protein AGD5. The record is from RefSeq and is a predicted model, not a curated record. Bases 398 to 1678 code for a protein of 426 amino acids. Lineage: Eukaryota; Viridiplantae; Streptophyta; Magnoliopsida; Rosales; Cannabaceae. Gene Ontology annotation, molecular function: GTPase activator activity. The transcript is spliced from 12 exons.